Messenger RNA from Aspergillus alliaceus, 1193 nucleotides. RefSeq lists its product as uncharacterized. The transcript is spliced from 2 exons. Gene Ontology annotation, molecular function: oxidoreductase activity, acting on the CH-OH group of donors, NAD or NADP as acceptor. The coding region runs from base 40 to 1014 and encodes 324 amino acids. Lineage: Eukaryota; Fungi; Ascomycota; Eurotiomycetes; Eurotiales; Aspergillaceae. The record is from RefSeq and is a predicted model, not a curated record.
AAACAACAUCCAGCUUCCAGAAUCACAAGCAUAACCAUCAUGUCCCUAGCCCUAAUCACUGGCGCAACAGGCUUCAUCGGCUCCCAGGUCGCCCUGCGCGUCCUGCAAGCAGGAUACCGCGUCCGCCUUGCCAUUCGCCGCGAAGACCAAGCCAACAAGCUCCGUCGCAUUCUUGCUGACUACGAGAAUCAACUAGAGUUCACCGUCGUACCCGACAUUACACUCCCAGGAUGUUUCGACGAAGCAUUGAAAGACGUACAAUACGUCCUACAUCUCGCAUCCCCGCUACCAAAACCAGGUAGCAGCGAUCUCCUCACCCCGGCCGUGAACGGCACGACUUCAAUCCUCGAAGCCGCGGCAAGAGUCCCGAAUAUCAAGAAAGUUGUCGUGACGGGAUCUGUCUUGUCUCUGAUUUCCUUAGGAGACCUAAAAGAUGGCCUAGUCGUGAAGGAGGACAACGAAAUAAACUAUGCGCUCCCCCCACAAACCACCAUCUCAACUCUUCCCCCAAUGGCCCAAUACCACGCCAGCAAACUGGCCGCCCACAAAGCCACCCUCGACUUCCUCUCCGCGAACACUCCCCAUUUCGACCUAAUUACACUCCACCCCGUCUUCGUCUACGGCCGCAGUCUCAUCCAGGAGUCCGCUGAGCAGCUGGAUGGUUCUAAUGGCGGGCUCUUCCAGUCCCUUUUCUCGGAGAUACCUAGUAGUCCCCAGUUCCAGGGCGUGCAUAUCGAUGAUGUUGCCGAUGCGCAUGUAAGGGCUCUUGGUGAGGGGGUGAAGGGGUUCAGGGCGUUUCUGUUGGCGGAUGAGGCGAGACCUUGGGGGGAUGUGAAGGACUUUCUUGAUAGGGAGUAUCCUGGGAGAGGGUUCAAGUUGCAGGGUGCGAGGACUGUAGGGUAUAGGGUUGAUGCGUCGAGGGCGAAGAGAGAACUGAGGAUGGAGUUUCAAGGUAUGGAGAAGAUGGUUGGGGAUGUUCUUGAGCAGCAGUUUGGGUUGAGGGGUGGGAAGUAAUUGAUUUCGGUUUUUUUUUUUUUCUUUUGUUUAUAUUGUGAUGGGUUAUGUUAGGUGUUGGGAUCGGAUUCCUGGCUUCAUCCGGUGGGAGUGUUAGAAAUGGGUGGAUUUAGGAGAGCUGAACAUUGAUACAAUGAACGAAUUUAUAUGGGUUUGCAGGUGUGUAGUCAAAAUAGGAG